AUGUCUACCGCUUCCCAGUACCAAACUCAGCCACGCAUCGCCAUCAUCGGCGGCGGUCCUUCAGGCCUCGUCCUACUCCUCACCCUCCACAAGCGUGGUAUACCCGCUACGCUGUACGAGCGCGAAGUCGACAGCAAGUCCCGCGCCCACCUGGGCGGCAUGCUUGACCUCGAGUGGAACUCCGGCCAGCGCGCGCUCCGUGAGAACGGCAUGGAGGACACUUUUAGGAAGUACUCCCGCCGCGACGCCGAGGAGUUCCGCGUCGGUGGAAAGGACGGUGUUUCCCUCUACAGUCGCGACAACCCCGAGGCCGACUCCCACGACCUCCGCUGCGCUCGCCCCGAGAUCGACCGCCGUGUCCUGCGCGAGAUCAUGCUCGACGCCGUGCCGCAGGACGCAGUAAAAUGGGACCACACCCUUGCAUCCAUCCGCUCGCUCGGGGGUGGGCAGCACGAGCUGACCUUCGCGAACGGUGCGGUGGUCGUUGCUGACAUCGUCAUCGGCGCCGACGGCGGCAAGUCUCGCGUCCGCCCUAUACUUUCCCCCGCCGUUCCCCUCUACCACGGUUUCACCGGUGCGGAGAUCUCUCUGGCCCCCGAGGUCGCAGCCCUUCCUGAGAACCGCGACAUCAGCGACGGCGUCGGCAAGGGAUCGUGCAUGCUCGCUGAGGACGGCAAGGUCUUCACCUUGCAGCGGAACGGCAGCGGGCGUAUUCGCGCGUACUUGUGGCACCGCAACACGCCCGACUGGACCCUUCCGCACGACCCGAAGGAGGCCAAGAAGGUCCUGCUCGACAUCUUCGCGGACUGGGCGCCGUGGACCCGCAGGUUCAUCGAGAUCGCAGAUGAGAACGCCAUCUACAUACGUCCUCUGUUCCACCUCGUCGUCGGCCACCGCUGGGAGCACAAGCCGGGGGUCACCUUGAUCGGCGAUGCGGCUCACCUGAUCAGCCCCUUCGCUGGGGCUGGCGCCAACCUCGCGAUGCGGGAUGGGGUCGAGCUGGGAUUGGUUCUAGCGGACGCGGUAUCGAAAGGUCUGGCGCCUCAGGAGAGGGAAGCGGCGGUUGCGGUGUGGGAGGGGGAGAUGUUCGCGAAGGUGGAAGGGUUUACCGCGGUUGCGUACAACAACGUGGAGCUUUGCUUCAGCUCUGCAGCUCCCCAGGCCGCCGUCAAAGCACUCCAGGACGCCAUGGCUCAGACGUAG
Messenger RNA from Trametes versicolor FP-101664 SS1, 1203 nucleotides. Its product is annotated as fumarate reductase/succinate dehydrogenase flavo protein domain protein. Gene Ontology annotation, molecular function: FAD binding. Bases 1 to 1203 code for a protein of 400 amino acids. Lineage: Eukaryota; Fungi; Basidiomycota; Agaricomycetes; Polyporales; Polyporaceae. The transcript has a single exon. The record is from RefSeq and is a predicted model, not a curated record.